This is a messenger RNA of Xylona heveae TC161, 630 nucleotides long. Its product is annotated as splicing factor U2AF 35 kDa subunit. Lineage: Eukaryota; Fungi; Ascomycota; Xylonomycetes; Xylonales; Xylonaceae. Gene Ontology annotation, cellular component: spliceosomal complex; U2AF complex. The transcript has 3 exons. Gene Ontology annotation, biological process: mRNA splicing, via spliceosome. Bases 1 to 630 code for a protein of 209 amino acids. The record is from RefSeq and is a predicted model, not a curated record. Gene Ontology annotation, molecular function: metal ion binding; pre-mRNA 3'-splice site binding.
AUGGCCAACUAUCUUGCGUCGAUUUUCGGAACUGAACAGGACAAGGUCAACUGUUCGUUCUAUUACAAAAUCGGGGCCUGUCGUCACGGAGACAGGUGUUCGCGAAAACAUGUCAAGCCCUCUUAUUCCCAGACGAUUCUCCUCCCGAAUCUGUACCAGAAUCCCGCAUACGAUCCCAAAAAUAAGAUGAAUCCCGCGCAGCUUCAGAUCCAUUUCGACUCCUUCUACGAAGAUUUCUGGUGCGAGAUGUGCAAGUAUGGCGAAUUAGAGGAAGUCGUUGUAUGCGACAACAAUAAUGACCAUUUGAUCGGAAAUGUAUAUGCGAGGUUCAAGUACGAAGAUUCCGCCCAGCAGGCGUGCGACGAGCUCAAUUCGAGAUGGUACGCCGCGCGGCCGAUAUACUGCGAAUUAUCGCCCGUCACGGAUUUCCGAGAAGCCUGUUGUCGGCUGAAUAGUGGGGAGGGCUGCGUGAGAGGAGGUUUCUGCAACUUUAUACAUCGGAAGGAACCUAGUGCAGAGUUAGACCGCGAGUUGCAACUCUCUACCGCGAAGUGGCUGAAAGUGAGGGGCCGCGAUGAGAGGAGUGUGACCAGAAGCCCGUCGCCUGAACCCACGCGAAGACGACGUUAG